GCAGAUAGAAGUGAAGUGGCGUAAGAAGAGGAGGAAAAUCCCGGAUAGCCUGCCUGCUUAUUAUUAUGUACAGUUGCUUUCAGCACCACCGUGUUUGAUACUUGCAAACGUGACAUUUUAAUUUUUGAGAAAGCCAGCAGAAAUGAAUUCUUCCAGAAGGAACGAACAUGACUGGCAAGGUUUGGUGAGCGAGUUCCUGGUCUGCAAGCGCAAGCUGGAGAGCAAGAAGGAGGCCCUGCUCAUCCUGUCCAAGGAGCUAGACUGCUGCCAGCAGGAGCGAGACCAGUACAAGCUGAUGGCCAACCAGCUGAGGGAGCGCCACCAGGGCCUGAAGAAGAAGUACCGGGAGCUCAUCGAUGGGGACCCCAGUUUACCCCCUGAAAAACGAAAUCAGGUGAACCUGGCCCAGCUGUUGAGAGAUUCCCGGGAGAGGGGUAAACAGCUCGCGGAGGAGAUGAAGGAACUGAAUCAGCGGCUGGCGGAGGCCCAGGGGGAUAACAAGCUGCUCAGGAUGACCAUCGCCAGGCAGAGGCUGGGGGACGAGGAGGUCGGGGCCCGCCACUUCCCGGCCCAUGAGCGCGAGGACCUGGUGCGGCAGCUGGAGUGGGCGCGCGUAAUGAACGAGGAGCUGGAAAACCUUCUGAAGGCGUCGAGCGACGAGCUGCAGGAUGUGAAAGCUGAGCGGAGCGUGUUCCAGGAGAAAGCCAACCGCCUCAACCAGGAGCUCAACCACAUCCUGGGCGGUCACGAGAACCGCAUCAUCGACGUGGACGCCCUCUGCAUGGAGAACAGAUACCUACAUGAGAGAUUUAAGCAACUCCAAGAAGAGGUCAGCCUGCUGAAAGUGAACAUCAUGAAGUACAAGAAUGCUCUGGAGCGGAGGAGGAACUCGAAAACGUGCAGUAAAUCUAAAAGCAGCAGUCUCACGGGAGUGCUCUCCGCCAGACAAGUACAUGAGCUGCUGGCUGAAGAGAGUGGGUGUGGUCUCCCCGCCACGCCUCAGUCAGUCUCAGACCUGAAAUCCCUGGCCACCGCCCUGCUGGAGACCAUCCAUGAGAAGAACAUCAUCAUACAGCACCAGCGCCAGACCAACAAGAUCCUGGGAAACAGAGUUUCUGAAUUGGAGAAGAAGCUGAAGACCUUGGAGGUGUCUGGAUUCUGGAGUCUUCCAGGAGGACGAGACGCCAUUAGCCUGAAUGAGAGCCAGCACCCCCGGUCUCCUCUGCUGGGGCUCACGCAGCAGCCAGCGCAACCGCGAGCACAGCCACCCAAAGAUGACAGGACAGGAAGUAAGGAAGCUCCGGCAUGGGAAUAUGGCACAGCUGGCAAAGACGGCCACCCAAAAGUGUGGCCCGGCUCCCAAGCUGGUCCAGAUGGCAGCAGUGGGGGAGGCGCACCUGUUUGUUUGGACGCCUCCGAGCGCGGUGCCAGAGAGGGGGCGGAGCUGACAGAGGAGGAGGCGGAGAUGGAACAGAGGGACGCGGCGGUUGUGAAGCUGACUGAGGAGCAGGCCGGCACUGAGCUGACAAGUCCAAAGGAGGAGCGGGAAGAAGAGGCAGCCACUGCCCCUGGCAGUGCCCCCACUAAGCCUGAAUCCCUCAUAGAUAGCCCCUUAGAACACUCUGAGUCUCAAGCUCCUCCCACUGUUUUAGGCCCCGCCCCAAAGGAGGGGCCUCCUCCAUGCCACGCUCAGGAGGAGGAGGAGGACCAUCCUGAAACCUCUGGCCGUCUAUCUGUACUGUGUUCCCAGGCCACCAGCCCCACCCACACUGAGGAGUCGGGGCCUGACGGCACUGUGGAGGAGAACGACAACUACUUCCGUGAAAGCCUCGCGUAGUUUCUGCCCUGAUCUCCCUGGUAAUGAAGACAUAGAGAGGUUCACACAGCACACAGAAAGACGGGGAGGACGAGGGAGACACCACGCUGCCUUGGGCUCCUGCUGCAAAACGUGCUUUAUCUGCGGCGUUUGCUUUGUACUUGUUUUACACGUGUUCCGCGUGUCUUCACCAAACAUUUACCUUCGGGAAAAUAAAGAGACAGGGUCUCCCAGAUCCCUGGUCUCUGCAGGUUUUCCUCCUGCGUUGCCUGUGAAUGUACCUGCCUGUGAAGCACACACAUGCCCUUGGAAAGAUUGAUGAAUGGAUGAGGAGGGUGUAUGAACUGUGCAGUGAGCAGAUAUAUUUUCGGAUUGUUCCCAAAUAGACUCUCUGCACGCGACUGUUCAUGAGAGACUACCCAGGAACUCGGUAAACCCCUAGGAACUAGGAAAUGAUUUGCAAAUAUAAAAUUAAUUUAUGGCUGCACUAGCUUAUUUAUUAUUUAUGGAUAUGGUAUAUUGCUAAUGAUCAAGCUGAUAGAAGUGUACUUGAAGCAUAAGGCGGAAAUUGCCCUAGUGGGACGUUGGUAAACUAGCCGUUUCUAAAUGGCUCUGUUUCUUAAACUGAGCUGUUAUUUUUGUUCAUUGUGCAUCUCUCUUUGGGUACAGGCUCCCCUGCUCUGCCCUGUGUGGUUUGCUGACUGCACACAGGGCUUCAGAAAACAUGGCACAUGCCAAAGUCCAAAGGCUGGCACGGUAGCGUGGCGCCAACCUCUCGUGAUGCCGUUGCACAACAUUUGUCCAUGCAUCCAGCCAUUUUGUGACCCGCUUAUUCCUCGUCAGGGUCGCAGGGGGGGCUGGAGCCUAUCCCAGCAUGCAUUUGACGAGAGGCAGGAAUGUAGGCAGAAAUGCACCCUGGACAGGUCGCCAGUCCAUCACAGUGUGAUUUAGAGUCUCCAUUUAGCUUAACGUUUGUUUUAACUUAACAUGUGAUAUUUUGAUCUUUCGCAUUACACUCACCACGGCAACAACAGAUCGCCAGACGGACCGUUUGAUUUCUGUAGAUCGGUCUCACUGCCAAAACCAUAAGAGUGUUUUACUCUGAGGGGUGUGAAUUACUUUAAAUGAGAUCUUCCUGGGAGUUUGUACUGUAAACGGAGCGAGCUUCUUGGAUUCUAGCUCUCACCCCAUCCCUGAGACUCAAACCCGUCGUGCCAGCUGGCCUCCCUGAGAAGAAAAAAAAAAAAGCACGGUGCCAAAAUUUAUAAAACUGCUUAUUUUGCAGAAUGCCGUUUUCUAUUUUUACUCCACAACAACGUUCCCGGGAUUCAGUGCACGGAUCCCUGCUGCCCCGCAGCUGAUCUGGCAGAUUGGCGCGAUGCUCCAGGAAUGAGACGGCUUCAUAAAAGAGAUGGAAUUUCUACCAAAGAAACCGAAGCGUUGUGCUGUGGCAGCGCGGCCUUUACAGAAGCAUUAAACCAGUGUACCAGCUCGCGGUGGCGCCUGAUGGUCGCAGUCGUUGCCGGGCCUGUGUUUCGUGAAAUAACUGUUGACGGAAGUAACAUUUCUUCUCUCUUCCCCUCGGUGUGGUGCUGAGCGCUAACUGAAUAAAUCGAAUAAAGUUUGAAGGGGUUUCCAUGGUAGACGACAAAAUGCAUCGCAACUUGGGAUUGAGGAAGUUGAACAGUUUCGGCUCCUGCUGAGAGGGUGAAACGAAGGCUUUGUCUGGGCGCUAGAUGGAUUGAAGUCGACGAUUCACUUUUCAUCCCCUUCUCUUGCAGAUUGCCUGGCGCAGUCUGUCAUUUGGCACAGUGGGAGAGCAGAUCUUCCUGCUACAUCUUCUGCCUCUUGCCCGAUUAGACAGAGAGCUGCGCAUUUGCAAAAGGCCAGGCACCGUUCAAUUAAACGUGAGGGUGCCUGGGUGAGAUCUCAUUCCCCGGUGAUUGAUCGAACUCUGCCUUUUGGACACCGCACUUUCUUGCCAGAGAAGAAUUUCAUUCCAGUUCUUGAUGGUGUCGGGCGGUUUAGUGCCAUCCUGUGGUUCUUGACCACGUUUCUGAUGCAGGUCUGGCUGGAGUCCGGCAGAUUCCGGCUUCUGUUCGCAGCUGUUGGGCCCUCGCGUGAACAGAAAAUACAGUAUCCUCCACUGGAAUUGUGGGAAAAAUGAGGCCACAGUCACUGUUGCCCUUGCCUGGGCCCAUCUGAGUAAUUUCGUUUUUCAUACCCGUAUCUUAGCAGCAGUGUGUGCCGAUUGCUGAUUGGCUGCGAGGGUCAGGGUAUGCUGGGAGGGUCCGCGGGACAGAGCCCUCUCUGCUUAGUGACAGACACAGUCAUCUGACUCCGGGAGCCAGAGGGGGGUGUAAUUAGGGGCACCGCUGGGGGAAAUCGCUCAUCUGCUGAUUUUAAUCAAACUCCAGAGGAGCCGAGUUUGGUGUGCCAGCCUGGGGUCGCGGCGGGGGGCCUAGUCAGCGUGUCGCCUGCACGUCGCAAUCCCGGCCACACCGGCGGCCGAGGACACAGAACGGCGCGCUGUCCCCGGCGGUCGUGACGGGGAUCCAUUUUAGGGCCCGUCGUCUCGGGGAGGGGCUGGCGGGAAGCAGCCAUUUUGCACACAUUCCUGCGUCAGGUUACUUACUUCAGCAGCGCCCCUGAUGGAUCUGUCAGACAUGAAACCACUUCACCUGUGCGAAUCUGUGCGGUCCGAAUGCAGUCAGUCAUUUUCGGGAGAUUUGAAAUUUGAAAGUCUUCGAGCCCCGAAGGUCCGUCUUCCUGUUAGAAAAGUGUAACUUUUUUUUUUUACUUUGGUUGACAGGUCUAUAAUUCAGAACUGGAAAAUAACACUGAACGCUCAGUAAAGCGUAAUGCCCUUGUCUUGUAGAGCAUUUGACUCCUUGUUUCAUUCCUCUCAUGCAUUGAUUAACAAGAUAUGUGCAGAAGUAGUGCACCAUAUUUCACAGUGGCAGGACCCUAGCUUUUGUUCUGUUCUGAUUGCAUUAAAUUGGCAAUAUAAGUUAAACCAUUAUUAUUUUUAUUAUUAUUAUUAUUAUUGUUGUUAAUUAUGAAACUGCAGAUAAUAUUUAAUGUAUUGUCUGUUGCUUUAUUGUUAAGCAAUGAUAGUGUUUGUAUAAUAAACGGGCAUAAUAAAAAUACAAUAUACUGUUCCUUCCUUUGGCUGCUGAUCUGCAGCUCUCCUCAUACACACAUUUAGAUGUCUAUAUGAGGGUGAUAAUGCUUUCAUUUGGAUUGGCCCCUUUGCACAAGUAAUUUCUUUUGGUCAUCUGGAUUGCUACGUGGCUCAGCAUCUCCUUUUCUCUUAUACUGUUCCGGUGAUACGGAGUUGUGCCUCUUUGAGUUAUUUAUUGCCUAUAAUUAUACUUGUUGUGUUUCCACAAGGGCAAAUCCUGUGCAAACCGUUGGUGGAACAGAAGGGUCAGUGCACUUUAUGUCAUUAUUUAUUUUCCAUUUGAUUUGUUUAUGCAUUUGGAAUUGAGGUGGAGAAUAUGUGAAUAGUUAUGCAAAUAAAGCGCAUAAAUCACAUUGUUGUAUGCUACUGAAUACACUCCUGCGCAAAGGGGAGACACCCAGUCAACUUUGUUUUUUUUAUUUCUGCUGUUAUGUGUUCCUGGAACGUACAGUGGAGCAGGUCACAAGAAGACUGGGAAUAUUUUCUAUGCCAUUGUUGAAUGAAUAUUGUGACAUUUAGCUGGUGAUGUCACCGUUGAAAAGAGAUACACUUGUCAAGCCCAGAUAAGCGUGGAGGCUAUGCUGGAUGUCUGCAGAAGCUGGGCUUUACAGUCAGAUCUCUAUUAAGAUAGUUGAUUAUGGGCUGGCCUGAUAACAGGGGACGAGAGCACUGAUAUCUAAAGUGUAACAGAAGUAACGGACUCCAUGCAGUUCUAAUGUGAAAGCGCUCCAGAAGGGCGGGGAAUUGCCCAACCUGGCAGAGUGUGCGCUGUUACAAAUGUAAAUACGGAUAUUCGGCAUCCAUUUCAAGCUCAAGACUUUGCUCAUGCAAACGCACGGGGCCACGUUCAGGCACAAAGCUGCUCAAAAACGCUGGAAACGAGGCCUUGCACUUUACAGGAGAAAGAACUGCGGCUCUCACUUUGUCUCCUAAUAGCUUUUCCUCCUCGAAUAAAAGCGUGCCCUGCUGGGAAGACCCCUCCGGAGUGACAGUUGGUCGCUUCAGUGGCCCGGCAGGGUUUGACUUCUCUAGUCCUGGAGGGCCCGCUACCUGUGGGGCUUCAAUCUCAAUUACUGCUGCCUGUGAUUAAGACCCGGAAAAUCACAGCUUUUCACCUCUUAAUCAACUGACAAGGCCCGAGGUAGAAGGAAAACCAGGAACUAAUGAAGGACCGGAAUCAGUCAGCCUUAGUCUGAGAGCCAAUAAAUGCACCAGCAGGUGCGGUCCAGAUAGAAGUGGCCACAGAAAUAUUGAAGGUGAGAGUAAGGCUGGCAUGAAGCACUUUGUAUGCCCGAUGGGGGGGCAAGAAAAUCCUCAUUUAAAGUUUAGACAUUUCUGCCACUCUUUCCUUCUGUCCAGAUCUUGUCAGCAGUGACCUUUAGCAGCUCCAGAUGUGGCUGACUUGAUGAAUGAGCCAUGGAUGUAAAUAAUGUUCCCAUUUUACGGAAGAAUACAGUACUCAUUCCUUGUUAUUUUAUGUGUUAUGUGAUGGUUUUAUUAAAUCCUUGCACCCUG
Molecule: messenger RNA, 6515 nt
Organism: Anguilla rostrata (American eel)
Lineage: Eukaryota; Metazoa; Chordata; Actinopteri; Anguilliformes; Anguillidae
Gene: ccdc149a
Product: coiled-coil domain containing 149a
Exons: 12
Coding region: 143-1837 (564 amino acids)
Source: RefSeq, a predicted model, not a curated record